Fusarium sp. VM40 is the source of this 924-nucleotide messenger RNA. Lineage: Eukaryota; Fungi; Ascomycota; Sordariomycetes; Hypocreales; Nectriaceae. The record is from the annotation of a GenBank genome assembly.
AUGUUCAAACCUCCCUUCACGUCCACUCAGUCUCUUCUUCGGGAUGAAGCGACCGGCUAUGUGCCAGGAUUCCCCCGCAUCCCUAGUCACGAUAAGACUCUGAUUAGGAAAUUUCUCACAUCAGAGCUCUGUUCAGACGAUUUAGACCGCGUUGCAGGCAAGCUUUGGUGGAUGUCGAAACAAGACAGCGCGAACAUAUCACCGCUACACCGUCAGUUAGUCAAGCGACGCUCUAUCAUCGUGACGGAGGAUCCAAAACUGCAUCUCGUGUGGAUUAACGACCGUAUCUUCAUCAAGCCUCUCCCCCGCUUUAUCGUCUCAUAUUAUUUCUGGGAAGAACACCUCUGCAGUGCAGAUAAUUUCGAAGAUGCGCGCAUCAGAAUGGCCGCGCUGGGCUACCUGCGCACGUACUACCAUUUAAUCAAGCACGAGUCAGAUUUUCGCAUCGCCAAGGAUCUCAAUUUGUGUCUUGUGCCGGAGAACGUUACUUGGGAGCAAUUCUGCAACUUCACGUCCAAACUGAACGACAUCCCCGAUGGAGACGUUUCUCCUCGCUAUGCUUACGGUCAAAUCCGCCUUACGCGUCUCAACUUCUACGCCCCGCUUGUCCUCAAUAAAUCACAUUUUCAAAGGGUCGAAUCGCAAUACGGCGAAUAUUUUGCGCGCUUUUACGCACCAAUUCUGUUCGCAAUUGGAGUCACGUCUGUGUCCUUGAGUGGCCUGCAGGUCGUGGCGUCGCUUGAAACAGAUGUCGGCGCUAACUGGAGAGGCUUGGCGGUUGGGAUCAGCGUCAUGGCGAUCCUGGUUUCAUUUGGGCUUCUUUUCGGGUUUGGAAUUUUGCUGUCGUAUAAGAUUGCCAAGGAAUGGAAGUUUGCUAUCAAGGAACGGCGUCGCCUUACCAAGACGGAGCGAGUUGCCGUUUGA